GAAAAUAAAAGGAUGAAGAUGCAAAGAGAGGGCAACGGCGCUGUGUCUGUCCUUUCCCGAUAUGCCCGCUGACUUGCUCCAAUCGAUUUAACCCCAUUUUGUUCAUCCUCAUUGCCUCCACCUUAAUUUAUUUCCAAAAUAUAAACCCUAAAUUCUCGUAAAAUUUUCAAUUUUUUUCUUCAAUUUUGUGGAAUUAAAUUCGAAGCAUUACUUUCUGAGCUAAUUUUACUGCUUUGGAGUUCGGAAAGUUGGGAGAUAGGAAGCAGCUCCACUGGAAUUUCGGAAGUUAAGCGUCUGAGCAGCUCCACAGGCUUUGGUUUUGCUUUUGAAGGCACUGCAAAAAAGCUUCAAACGAAGGCCUCCCCCCUCUCCACCCUACCCCACCCCCCCACCCGACCCCCCGCCCAACACCCACCUCAUCCCACCCUCCUCAUCUCUCUGACCUCUCUCUGUAUAUGGAACGUGAUACAGCGUUUAUCAGAUAAUAGCUACCCUUUCUCUCUCUAAAUAUAUAUAUAUAUAUAUAUAUAUAUAUAUAUAUCUAUUUUGUAUGCAUAUGGCACUACAAAAGCCAAAGUAGUCUGUGUAAUCGUCAUCAAUGCAAAGGACGGUACAGUCUUCCCCACAUCCACUACCCACCCACUGUUUUUCUCUUUCCUAGCUACCUUCUCUUAAAACCCUAAUUUUAACAAACUCAGAUUCCAUUUCAAGUUUUUUACACCUUCUCUCUCUUUCUCUCUCAAAAGCAAAGACAGAUAAGAAAGCAAAAGAGGUGAAAGGGGAGUCUGGAAAGGCAUGAAAGCGGUGGUAUGGAGGUAGAUGAUCAGAUUCAAUGUAAGUUCCCCAGAAUCAGCAAUGGCAACGGAAGGCUCGACGCCACUAAAUUAGGGCACGCGCAGAAGAUGGACGACCAGUACCCGGAUGAAGAGGAGGAAGGAGAUAACAAAAGACAAAACGCCACUGGCGGCGGCGUGCGUAACGGCGGCGUUGAUCUCAGCGGCGGCGUUGGCAGGUUCUACGGCUGGCCUUCCUCGCGAAUUGUUAGGGUUUCGCGAGCAUCCGGCGGGAAGGAUAGGCACAGCAAGGUGUUGACAUCGAAGGGGCUGCGAGACCGGCGGGUGAGGCUGUCGGUGAACACCGCCAUCCAAUUCUACGAUCUGCAAGACCGAUUGGGGUACGAUCAGCCGAGCAAGGCGGUGGAGUGGCUGCUCAAGGCGGCGGCGAGCUCGAUUGCGGAGCUGCCGCCGAUGAACACCCCGUUCCCCGACACGCCCAAGCAGCUGAGCGAUGAGAAGAGGUCUAGCACCGCCGGCAGCGAUCAGCUCUGCUUCGACUCCGCUGAGAUCGAUUUGGACGGGGGCGGCGAUCCGAAUUACUCCGGGCAGCAGCAGGUGACCAAAUCGUCGGCGUGCAGCAGCACUUCUGAAACCAGCAAGGGUUCGGGGCUGUCUCUGUCUAGAUCUGAGAGCCGAAUCAAGGCGCGGGAGCGGGCCAAGGAGCGAGUCGCGGAGAAGGAGAAGGAGAAUGAACCGACUCACAAGGGGUCUCUGAACCCUAUCUCUCACACCACUUCCUUCACCGAGCUCUUGAAUGGCGGAAUCAGUAAUGUCAGUAACAAUUCCUCCAGCCCUAAUUCCAAUGCUGCCUCCCACAGGCACUGGUCCUCCACUCCCAUGGACUACUUCACUUCCGGCCUCCUAGGCCCGCCGUCGACGACCCGCCCGGCUCAAAUGCACCUGCCGGCGAAUCCCUACACCUCCGUGGCUUCGCCGCUCUUCAGCGUCGCCGCAGACCACCACCCGGAGCUCCAGCACUUCUCGUUCGUGCCGGACCACUUGGUCCCAGUCGUAAACGCUGCCGCUGCCGCCGCCGCCGCGGCGGGAGGCAACAACAACAACCACAAUAGCAGCAGCAGCGGCAACGGCAACGGCAACGGCGGCGGCAUCGAGUACAAUCUCAACUUCACGAUUUCCUCUUCCGCCAAUUCAUCGGGCCUUGGUGGCUUCAAUAGGGGGACCCUUCAGUCCAAUUCAUCCUCCCCGUCACUACUGCCUCACCUCCAGAGGUACGCCGACGGAUCCGCGCCGAGUUUCUUCCUCGAUACCCACCACCAGUUCCUCUCCGGCUACGACUCCCGCGGCCUGCAGCUAUGCUACGGCGACGCCCAUGCCAACAACGGCCGGCACUCCGCCCAGAGAGGGAAAGGCAAGAACUGACGUCGUCCCAACCGGUAAUGUGAAGACGCGAAAAUGAAACUGGGGCGACGGGUGAGCAGAGCGAGAGCGCCCCGUGUAGCGCGCCUCGCUUGUGUUGUGAUAAAUUUGUGGCUCUGGGAUUUCUAAUUGUUUCUUCCAACUCCAUUCUAGUAGCACUGCUGCUCUCUAUUACAUAAUGUUGUACCCGCUCAGCAGUUUGUUUGUUUGUUUGAUUGAGAUGAGAAAAAUGUCACAUUUUUAUUUUUAAUUUUAUUUCUGUUUGGCAAAA
This is a messenger RNA of Salvia miltiorrhiza (redroot sage), 2484 nucleotides long. RefSeq names its product transcription factor TCP2-like. Gene Ontology annotation, biological process: regulation of secondary shoot formation. Lineage: Eukaryota; Viridiplantae; Streptophyta; Magnoliopsida; Lamiales; Lamiaceae. The transcript is spliced from 3 exons. The coding region runs from base 810 to 2216 and encodes 468 amino acids. Gene Ontology annotation, molecular function: sequence-specific DNA binding; DNA-binding transcription factor activity. Gene Ontology annotation, cellular component: nucleus. The record is from RefSeq and is a predicted model, not a curated record.